Messenger RNA from Eruca vesicaria subsp. sativa (arugula), 1239 nucleotides. The record is from the annotation of a GenBank genome assembly. Lineage: Eukaryota; Viridiplantae; Streptophyta; Magnoliopsida; Brassicales; Brassicaceae.
AUGUCACUUUCUUCCUCUCCCUUCAACGUCUUCGCUUCCUACACACCAAAACCCAAAACCUUCCUCAAAGAUUCCAAACUCCUUUCAAGAUCUCACCAACCAAACUCCUUCCCUCUCCAAACCCAAAAACCCUCAACGAAUCUCACCCUCACAAGACCAAAACUCAAACCAAUCUCAUCUCUCGAAACCUCAGAGAUCAACACAUCAUCCUCUCCCACCUUCAGGAACAAACCCGCUAACGAAAUAAACAUCCUAGUCGUCGGCUCCACGGGGUACAUAGGCAGAUUCGUAGUCAAAGAGCUCGUCUCUCGAGGCUUCAACGUGAUCGCUGUCGCAAGAGAGAAGAGUGGCGUCAGAGGCAAAAACAACAAAGAAGAGACUUUAAAACAGUUAAAAGGCGCCAACGUAUGUUUCUCAGACGUUACUGAUAUAACCUCUCUCCAAGAAUCUUUACAGAACCUAAACCUAAGUAUCGAUGUCGUUGUCUCCUGUCUCGCUAGCCGUAACGGAGGGAUAAAAGACUCGUGGAAAAUCGAUUACGAAGCGACAAAGAACAGUCUCGUCGCUGGUCAAAACUUCGGAGCCAAACACUUCGUUCUCCUCUCAGCAAUCUGUGUCCAAAAGCCUCUUUUGGAGUUUCAGCGCGCGAAACUCAAGUUCGAAGCAGAGCUUAUGAACCAAAAAGACUCAACUUUUACGUACAGUAUCGUUAGACCAACGGCUUUUUUUAAAAGCUUAGGUGGACAAGUGGAGAUUGUCAAAGAAGGGAAGCCUUAUGUUAUGUUCGGAGACGGUAAGCUUUGCGCUUGUAAACCGAUAAGUGAGGAGGAUUUAGCUUCGUUUAUAGCGGACUGUGUCUUGGAAGAGGACAAGAUGAAUCAGGUUUUACCUAUUGGUGGGCCAGGGAAGGCGUUGACGCCGUUGGAGCAAGGGGAGAUUUUGUUUAGGGUGCUUGGGAGAGAGCCUAAGUUUUUGAAGGUGCCUUUUGAGGUUAUGGACUUUGUGAUUGGGGUGCUUGAUGGUGUUGCUAAGGUGGUGCCUGGUGUUAAGGAAGCUGCUGAGUUUGGGAAGAUUGGGAGGUAUUAUGCUGCGGAGAGUAUGUUGAUUCUUGAUCCGGAGACUGGGGAGUAUAGUGAGGAGAUGACUCCGAGUUAUGGGAAGGAUACGCUUGAGGAUUUUUUUGAGAAAGUUGUUAGGGAAGGGAUGGCUGGUCAAGAGCUUGGUGAACAGUUUUUCUAG